AAACAAGAACUGCUGGAUAUAGUGAAAAAAGCAAAAUGGAGCAAUGGGAAGCACUAGUGCAGCAGUACCCAAAUACGCAAGACCUAAGAACCUUCACAAACACACUUGUGAAGGCUAAACCCAUGGUUAAAGAGGACUUAGCACCAUUUGAAAUAAAUUGGUUUAUAAACUCCUUGCUAUAUAAACCAGUGGAGCUACUUACAACAAUAUCAUCACAGCGUAAGGUCGAGACAUGGGGAAAAUUACUUGAAGGUGCUUUUAAGCUCCUGACUGAUAUUGUCACCAAGUUCGGAGAUUCUGUAGAACAGCACUAUGAAGACAUUGUUCAGGUUUGCAAGCUGGAAUACCCACCUAAGACCGCCAACCAAGCGCUGACGUGCUUGGCUCAGGUGGCGCGGCGCUCGGCGCUGGGUGCGAGGGAUGCAGAGCGGUUCAUUGAACAGCUGUUAAUUUCGAAAAAUUCUAAGACGCAACUUGCUUUGCUUAUAGGUACUAUAUGCGAGUACCACCCUGAUCAGGUCGAAAAUAAUAUUGAAACCAUACUUAGAACAUUUUAAGCUCUAAUGUACUCUAUGGCGACAGAAAUUCUCAUCAAGUGAUGUGCAGUGCGUUGCAAGGCUUGACUGGACUAUUCAAGAACUUUGGUGAGGACCUGCCCACAAGUGAUCUCAUACUGCUCUAUGAUAAGUUAACUAAGGAACUUAUACUCAGACCCAAGUGUGAUAAAGUGGUGCUGGGCAUCCUGAGUGCGCACGCGCCGCUUUUCGCGGAGCGCCUGCUCGACGACGCGGCGCUGCGGCGCGCGCUGUGGCGACAGCUCGCGGCCGACAACGACGCCGCCAUCGCCGCCGCACUGCGAGGCAUUUACAACGCAAUCUUUCAAAUGCCGGGACAGACUAACGAACUA
Messenger RNA from Manduca sexta (tobacco hornworm), 907 nucleotides. RefSeq lists its product as uncharacterized. Lineage: Eukaryota; Metazoa; Arthropoda; Insecta; Lepidoptera; Sphingidae. The transcript is spliced from 7 exons. The coding region runs from base 36 to 557 and encodes 173 amino acids. The record is from RefSeq and is a predicted model, not a curated record.